Molecule: messenger RNA, 333 nt
Organism: Lichtheimia ornata
Lineage: Eukaryota; Fungi; Mucoromycota; Mucoromycetes; Mucorales; Lichtheimiaceae
Exons: 2
Coding region: 1-333 (110 amino acids)
Source: RefSeq, a predicted model, not a curated record
AUGAGAUUCUUGGCUAUUGGUAUUAUCGGUGCGAUCGUUUCUGCCACCAGUGUUGCUGCGCAAGGAGGGCCGGAUCCAUGUUCGGGGAAAAGCGAGCAAGAUUGCAUUAAGGAUCCUGAUUGCCAGGAAACCUAUAAGAACCCGCAAAGAGCGGAUGGUAGUGACUUCCACACUAGCAAUGCACCUCUUAAAUGGGAAUAUGGUGGUUGCCACAAAAAGUUCAAGAUGCGUUUCCCUGGUAGUACGACGGGGUUUCCUGAAAUGGAAAAUCCUUUCAAGUUGGAAGAGCUACUGGGAAAACAACAGCAAGGGAAACAGCAAGGACAAAAGUAA